Molecule: messenger RNA, 1908 nt
Organism: Eubalaena glacialis (North Atlantic right whale)
Lineage: Eukaryota; Metazoa; Chordata; Mammalia; Artiodactyla; Balaenidae
Gene: ACTR3B
Product: actin related protein 3B
Exons: 10
Coding region: 687-1703 (338 amino acids)
Cellular component (GO): actin cortical patch
Molecular function (GO): actin filament binding
Source: RefSeq, a predicted model, not a curated record
AAUGCUUUUUGGUAUAAGAGAGUCUAAAGGGGUUAAAUUAAAGGUCCCUCAGUAGCCCCCCAAAUUGUUCUUUCUGACUGCGGUGACCAGAUGCCUGAGCGUAUAGGUGAGAAUGAGCUCAUUACGGCUCACGUUUUUCAAGACGUUUCAGAGACUCGGCUGUAUCGGUCAUGUGGAUGGAGCAGAUAGCAAAUGGGAAUCCUACUCUUUUCUCCGAUACUGAAGUGCCCAGAGUUCAGAACAGAAGCAUAUAUUUUAAAGAAUUGCAGUGCUCUUGAGUGGAAGUCGAGUUACAACUUCAGAAGAGAUGGGCAGACUUUUUGAAUACGAGUCAAGGAGGAAGAGCAAGCAGCACGUGCUGAUCGAGAACGCCUGAGAGCCAGGAGCCGGCAAGACGGACAUCCCAGCUCAGAGAGAGAGCGAGAGAAUCGCCCUUCCUUCGCCUUUUGUUCCAUUCGGGUCCUCAGUGGCUCAGAUGACACCCGCCCGUAUUGGUGAAGGCGUGUCUCUGUUCUCAGUCCGCUGCAUGCUAAUCUCUUCCAGAGACACCCUCACAGACACACCCAGAAAUGAUGUUUUACCAGCUCUCCGGGUGUCCCUUAGCCUAGUCAGGCUGACCAUGACAUGUGGUAUGAAGACAGUGGCAAGACGAGAAUUCAUUCAACUGUCUUCACAACUCUGGCUGGAUGUGGCGAGUGUCAUCCCCAUCGGGAGCCAGAAGGCCAGGAAAAGCCACGUCGAGACGCACUGCUGCUUCUGCUGUGUGUUGCCGUCUUGCCUCUACAGAACCUCCACUGAACACGCCAGAAAACAGAGAAUAUCUUGCAGAAAUUAUGUUUGAAUCAUUUAAUGUACCAGGACUCUACAUUGCAGUUCAGGCAGUGCUGGCCUUAGCAGCGUCUUGGACCUCGCGACAAGUGGGCGAACGUACGUUAACGGGGAUCGUCAUUGACAGUGGGGACGGGGUCACCCAUGCUAUCCCAGUGGCAGAAGGGUAUGUCAUUGGGAGCUGCAUCAAACACAUCCCUAUCGCAGGGAGAGAUAUUACGUAUUUCAUGCAACAGCUGCUGAGGGAGCGGGAGGUGGGGAUUCCUCCGGAGCAGUCGCUGGAGACUGCCAAAGCCAUCAAGGAGAAAUACUGUUACAUUUGCCCUGAUAUCGUCAAGGAAUUUGCCAAAUAUGAUGUGGAUCCUCAGAAGUGGAUCAAACAGUACACGGGGAUCAAUGCAGUCAACCAGAAGAAGUUCAUUAUAGACGUUGGCUACGAAAGGUUCCUGGGCCCUGAGAUUUUCUUUCACCCGGAGUUUGCCAACCCAGACUUUAUGGAGUCCAUCUCGGACGUUGUUGAUGAAGUCAUACAGAACUGCCCCAUCGAUGUCCGUCGUCCGCUGUAUAAGAAUGUCGUUCUUUCAGGGGGCUCGACGAUGUUCAGGGACUUUGGACGUCGCCUGCAGAGAGACUUAAAAAGGGUGGUGGACGCCAGACUGAGACUCAGCGAGGAGCUCAGCGGCGGCAGAAUAAAGCCCAAGCCCGUGGAGGUCCAGGUGAUAACGCAUCACAUGCAGCGCUAUGCGGUGUGGUUCGGAGGCUCGAUGCUGGCCUCAACUCCCGAGUUCUUCCAGGUCUGUCACACCAAGAAGGACUACGAGGAGUACGGCCCUACCAUCUGCCGCCACAACCCCGUCUUCGGAGUCAUGUCGUAGUGGCGGCUUUGACACCGCCCUUCCAGUGGUGUCGCCGGCGGUGCGCAAGUGUCCUUCAGACCCGGAGGAGACCGGCUCCUGUACAUAGUGCGCAUGCCGUGGUGCCGGGGAGCCCGGGGCGUGUGGCGCCGCCCGGGCAGCCCCGCAAAGCCACCUCCGCGCCCGGCCUCCCCCCGCCCCCCGCCCCCGCCUCCCCCGCUCUCUC